Messenger RNA from Gadus morhua (Atlantic cod), 4633 nucleotides. It is a transcript of the gene chst3a, whose product is annotated as carbohydrate (chondroitin 6) sulfotransferase 3a. Gene Ontology annotation, biological process: carbohydrate metabolic process; N-acetylglucosamine metabolic process. Gene Ontology annotation, cellular component: Golgi membrane. Bases 636 to 1922 code for a protein of 428 amino acids. The transcript has 4 exons. The record is from RefSeq and is a predicted model, not a curated record. Gene Ontology annotation, molecular function: N-acetylglucosamine 6-O-sulfotransferase activity; chondroitin 6-sulfotransferase activity. Lineage: Eukaryota; Metazoa; Chordata; Actinopteri; Gadiformes; Gadidae.
UACGGGACUGAGGACAGCGCGUACGCGGCUCCCUGUGUAGCCUCGACUACUGAGCAGCAGGGCGCAGGAAAAGUUACGGCAAAGUUCUUCAUUUAAUGCGAUUUGAUUCCACUUUCACCGUUACGACUUUCCCUAAAGCCAUGCAGAGAUGUACAACGGCCACCGUAGCCUAUUCAUGAAAAAACGCGUUUCAUCCUUUCUUGAGAUGAAAUAAAAAAAGUAAACUUUUAUUGUUACGCAUUCGGACAUUUCAGUGAGAGACGAUAUGUGUAAAAGAACACCUCCCUGAGGGAGCGACGAGUUCCUGAAGACGCAGAAGCCUGGUCCAGUUUUCGUCCCUAUUUCUCUUCACAUGAGGGAAAGGAUCCGGCAUCUGUGGAUACAAUGGGGCAGUGUGUAGCCCCCAAUGCAAAGACAAUGCAGCAAGAUGCUACGAGGGACACUCGGAUGUAUGAUAGUGAACUGUGGCUCUACUGCCGAGGAGCCAGAUAAAGACUCGGGCUUCGUCCAUAACAUCACAAGACAUGACAAGAGCGCUGAGAAAUGAGUGAGCUGACGUAUGCAUGACAGCCCCCCCAUCUAUCAACACACAACUCCAACGGUCUCUUUAGUCAAUCCAAGAAUCCCCACUCAUUAUGAAGACCAAGUAUGCCAUCGUCUUCAUCUUUAUCGUGGCCCUGGUCAUCAUCGAGAAGGAGAGCAACAUACUGUCAAGAACUCUCAAUAGGGUGUCCGAUAAGCUGACCCAGAGGCAGACUCCACUGCAGACGUCAUCCAGCCCCAUGUACGAAAACGAAACGACCCAAAAUGCCCUCGCUGACGACCAGGACCCGAGAGAAAGAGCUAUGGGAAACUACAACGCCAGCGACCCACACAAGCACAUCCUGCUCAUGGCCACCACCCGGUCUGGCUCCUCGUUUGUGGGGGAGUUCUUCAACCAGCACGGCGGGAACAUGUUCUACAUGUUCGAGCCCCUCUGGCACAUCGAGCGCAAGCUGGCCGACGCGGCGGAGAGCGGGAACGUCACGGGGUUGACGGAGAUGUACCGGGACGUUCUCCAGGGGCUCUUCCUGUGUGACUUCGGCUCUCUGGAGAGGUACAUCUCGCCGGCUCCCCAGGACCACGUCACCGCAGCGCUGUUCCGCAGAGAGUCCAGUUCGUCGCUCUGUGAAAAGUCGGUGUGCACCCCCUUCGUUAAGGACAUUUUCGAGAGGUACCACUGUAGGACCCGCCGUUGUGGCCCACUCAACCUGACCCUGGCGGCCGAGUCCUGCCUGUCGAAGAAACACCACGCCAUCAAAACCGUGCGCGUGCGGCAGCUGGAGACGCUCCGGCCCCUGGUGGAGGACCCGCGCCUGGACGUCAUGGUGAUCCAGCUGGUCCGAGACCCGCGGGCCGUCCUGGCGUCCCGCAUGGUGGCCUUCUCGGCACAGUACCAGACGUGGAACUCCUGGGCGCAGGAGGGCGACGUGCCCGAAGACGUGGAGCAGGUGAAGCGCUUCAAGGGAACCUGCGACCAGAUCAGGAUGUCGGCGGAGCUGGGCCUGGGUCUGCCCAGCUGGCUGAAGGGACGCUACAUGCUGGUGAGAUACGAGGACAUCGCGCACUUCCCCAUGCAGAAGGCGGAGGAGAUGUACAAGUUCACCGGGAUCCCGUUCAGUCCCCAGGCCAAGAACUGGAUCCUUAAGAACACCCAAACCACCAGGGGGGCGAGCGGGGUCUACUCCACGCAGAAGAACUCCUCGGAGCAGGCGGAGAAGUGGCGGUAUCGCAUCCCCUUCAAGCUAGCCCUGGUGGUGCAGAAGCUGUGUGGACCCGCCAUGAAGAUGUUUGGGUAUAAGUUUGUGGAUAGCGAGACGGCGCUGCUGAACAGGUCCCUGAGUUUGCUGGAGGAGAGACGGUUUGGCUUCUCACAGGAUUGACCCGCGAAGCUAGGACCAAACAGGAUGUAGGACGGUUAGCAACAGGGAAGGAGAUUGAGGUGGAUUUUGUGCGUACCAAGGUGUAGGUAAACAAGGGUCGGAGGAUGAACUGCAUUACUGACUCCGACUGGAUAUUUUUGGAUCGUAUUUAACUUUUCAUUUGACCAUGAAAUGCAAAGAAAUUAAAGCUUUGUCGUUUCGUGCCUCAUGUAAACAUAAGGGAUGUAGUGCACUUGAAGACCAGUUCAUGUUUUAAAUGGGAAACUUGGAAAAAGAAGAUAAGUAUUUAUUGUGAGAUUUUAAGCUCUUUUAUCAGUCUAUAUUUUAUAUGAUUAGGCUUGAGGAGUCGCUUUCAGUGCCGAGUGAAACCGUAACCGCACCGCGACCACCACAUGUCCAAAGCCCUGGAGGCUCUUCGUCGGAGCGGUUAAAUGGUCAGGUAACUCUAUUCGCUUGGAGAUAGUCAGGUUUACCGUACCAAGUUUGAAAUAUUUUUUUUUAAGUCAUACACGAUUCAGGAUGGAUACGUUUGGGUGUACAAUAGAUUACAAGGUUGGUCAGGCGAAAGGGUUAAAAAAGGAAUCCUAAACUUAUACCCAAAGGUAAAAGACAGGUCAAUAUGACGUGAUCUCUACGUCAAUUCCAUUUAUCUGACACCAUAGUGAAUUAAUUUGUAUUAAUGCAGAUGUAUUGGUAGAAAUAUCUUAACGUAGAUUGUAUUGUAAUCAGAGAGCGUUGUCAUUCGACUAAACUAUUGUAUGUUUAAUUGCAACACCUUUCAAGGGACUGAUUGUAAUUUAGUUGUGUAUGUGUGUCUAUGUUUGUGUCGGUGAGUGUUUGAGUAAGAGAUGAAGAAAGGGAGGUUUUAUCGAUGUGCACUAAAAUAGGAUGAUAGUAUAUAGUAACAAUUUUAACAAAUGUUAGAGGUCAGACCAGCGUUAUUCUGCACAGGAACCCGAUACCUAAGCCAUAUACAAAUCUAUAUCCCAGACGUUAUAUUUUCCUAUUCCAAAUAUAGAAUACACACAUCCUAUAACAUUAGGGUAGCCUUUACGUCCAUUGAACUGUAAGAUCUCCGUAAAAUGCAGCUACUGUAUAGCUUGAAGGUGAAUGUAGGUCCUGUCAAGGCCAGCCCUCAGAGCAGCUCUUUUAUGGUAUAUGAAGGUAAGCACUGUGAUUUCCCUUCAAUGGCUGCUUUAUCUUCAGCUUGGCUGAGGCUCCGCCGAAACUGCUGUGCUAGUAUUGCUAUUUGAUAUGUGUGACACGUGAAUACAGUGAGCUUCUACUCCUUGUAGCAUUUUCAAGAACAGCAAGACACUUUAAGCAAGGUUUUCGCAACCACGUAAUCACAAAAGCCUACUGUAUAUGACACUUACUAAUACUGCAAUAACAAUAUCAUAACAGAGAGAGAGAAAGUUGGCGUGAGUCGUCCUUUCCUGUUCCUUUUUUAACCAUUUCCUGACUGUUUCCUUCGUUCGAAAAAAAUUCUAGUCAUCCACCCCAUGAAUAAAGUACUUUGGUGUUCUGUGUGUAGUGUAUAGCACACUUUCAUAAAAGGAUAAUUUGAAGUGUAUGUGUGUAUGUUAUUCCCCAGCUCUGUGAAUUAAGAAAGUUAGCCUACCAAGAAGUGCCCAGUGUGUAGGCCUCAUUCUGUACAUGGGUGUAGUACUGGUACAGUCUCACCGGGGAUCAGUGUUCUGUGUCGUUUAAUGUUCCUCCGCCUAAAGUUGUGUGGGAAAGAGCAGAGGCAAAAAACAGUGCCUCCAUUCAUGCGUGCAUCCAUUCUGUUUCAUUCCCUGCCACCCAGAGUUCACAGCUGUUGUUCUCAGACUCUGUUCCUUAAUGCUAGUCGAUCUCCAUAGCAACAUAGCGUGAUGCAGAUGUUUCCACAAAGUCGUCAUUGGUGACUUGGGAAUUUUCAGACCGGCAACAGCUGCAAAAACCCCAUCAAUAUUUCUACUUCAAGGUUUUAAACUCACACCCACAAUAAUCAUUCACAAUUUGUGCCAUUUCUUUUGGCAUAGGCCUACAUUAUUUUACAAAUUAUAGACCUACAAAUGUACACACAGAAAAGUAUUAGUUGUUAGAUAAUUGGUAAUUUUGUUAGGUUGCAAUAUAAUAUUGUUUGGAUGUACAUCAAUGAUGCUAAUAAUUAGCUUCAAGAUAAAAAUGGCAACAAAACAGAUUAUUUUCGAAUUAUGUUACAGGGUGCUGUUGCCAUGACAACAGCAAAGCAGUUAUCUGUUGCUAGCUAACGGUUUAACAACACAAAUGUUAUAAAGAUGUAAUAGGCCUACAACAAAACAAUACAACCAACAUAUUAGUCGACAUUGUAAUGUUACAUCAUGGUGACUUGAAACCCACCUAAUCGCAAUACACCUCUCCAAAAAUAACAUGGAAGAUAGGUGUGAGAAAUGCCAUGAAACAAAAAUUCUCUGCAAAGUGUAACCCAAACACCUCGGGAAGUAAUGUGUAAUGUGUUGGACCUCAGAGGUGGAGGGGAAAACCAUUUUGUCUAUCUAAGCCACCAUACAGUGGCUUACAGUACUCAUAAGAGAAGGCCUACCUCGAUUUAGUCAUGUGUAAGAUACAAUACAUUGAAACCAGAAUGACCGGAAAAAAGAAGGGUGGCCUUUAUGAGGAGCAAGUUGAUGUCCAUUUUUUAAUAAUUAUCAAGUAACUACCUGUUGUUGUUGUUGUUGUUGUUGUUG